Thermothelomyces thermophilus ATCC 42464 is the source of this 3807-nucleotide messenger RNA. RefSeq lists its product as uncharacterized. NCBI's taxonomy places the organism in Eukaryota, Fungi, Ascomycota, Sordariomycetes, Sordariales, Chaetomiaceae. Gene Ontology annotation, cellular component: chromatin; cohesin complex; nucleus. The record is from RefSeq and is a predicted model, not a curated record. Gene Ontology annotation, molecular function: chromatin binding. Bases 1 to 3807 code for a protein of 1268 amino acids. Gene Ontology annotation, biological process: sister chromatid cohesion. The transcript has 3 exons.
AUGGAGACCUCAGAAAACGCCGCGACGAGCUCGCCAGCUCCGACUUCCACCACGCGCCGCUCCGGGCGCGUCACCAAGGCGCCCGCCAAGUACACCCCCGAGGCGCCCACCGCCACCAAGCGCAAGCGGAAUGCCGAGCCUGACGACGAGGGUGCGGAGAACGAGUCGCCCGGCGAGGUAGACGAUGUCAGCGACGCCAAUGACGACGACACCGACGACACGGCCGCCGAUGAGCCCAGGAGCGCCGGCAAGAAGAAGCGGCCCUCGACGACGACGACGUCGUCGUUGUCGUCGCAGACCGCGAAGUCGAGGAAACCGGCCGCGAAGAAGCCAAAAACCAACGGCGACGCGCCUGCCGCCGACUCGGUUCAUGCCGCGCAACUACCGAGCCGCCCAAAAAAGGCGGUCCGGAUCGCCAUCGCCCGCGGCGAUGCCGAUGGCCUGUACGCCGACAUCUUUGCCUCGGGAGACUCGCCCGACAAGGUCGCGACCGAAUGGUACCACAAGUACCAGGCCGACGACGCCGCCGCCGUCACCGACCUGGUCAAUUGCAUCCUCCUGUCUGCCGGCUGCGACCAGCAGGUUACUCAAGACGAUAUUCGGGAUCCCGAGAACUGCUCCAACCGAUUGGCGGAUCUCCAAAAUGUCUACACCGAGGAGGGAAUCACGGAUUAUCCCCUCAUUUCCAGGGCCAAGUCGACCAAGUCGUUCCGCGAUUUGUUAGUCGGCUUCUUCAGGUCUCUCGUGACCGUCCUGCACGAGACCGACGUCCUGUACAAGGAUAGCGCCCUGAUGGAGAACAUCGCGAGAUGGGUGGCGUCCAUGUCUUCGUCAACGCUGCGGCCGUUCAGACACACGGCAACCACCGUGGCGCUCGCAAUGGAGGCCGCCCUGGUCGAGGCUGCCAAGAAGCUCGACGACCGCAUCACCAGGAUGACCCAGCAGGUCGACGCCGAGAAGAGCCGCAAGGGAAAGAACAAGGAACGGCUGGCCGUGAUCCAGAAGAACCUCCAAGAGGCCGAACAAAGCCGGCAGAUCUGCCAAGAGCAGAUCACAGACUUCUUCGAGACCGUCUUCGUCCAUCGGUACCGGGAUAUCGACCCCAAGAUCCGGACCGAAUGCGUCGAGGCGCUCGGCACCUGGAUCUGGCUCCUGCCCACCUUCUUCGAGAAGCCCGAGUAUCUGCGAUAUCUGGGAUGGAUGUUGUCCGACAUCACGCCGCAGACCAGGCAGGAAGUGCUCAAACAGCUCGCGCGCAUUCUCAAGCGCGAUGCCGAGAAGCUGGGCCACUUCAUCGACCGGUUCCGCCCGCGCCUGGUCGAGAUAGCCACCAAGGACGCCGACGUCAGCGUCCGCGUCGCCGCCCUCUCGGUCAUCCAGAUCCUCAAGGACAUCGGCAUGCUCGAGCCCGACGAGAUCGACUCGAUCGGCCGCCUGGUCUUCGACUCCGAGCUGCGCGUGCGGAGAGCCGUCAUCGAUUUCUUUGCCGGCUGCGUCAACGACUCGAUCGAGACAAAGGUCGAGGAGAUCGGCGGUGCCGAUGCGGUCGACGAACUCUUUGGAGACGAGCAAGACGACGACUAUUCCUCGCCCCGCCGAGACUGGAUCAGCAUCAAGUGUCUCGCUGAGCUCCUCGCCGCAUACGAUGCUCAGCUCGAGGAGGAGAACAAGACGCCGCCGGUUCGCGCUCUGGAUAUCGCCGUCGGGAUGGUCCAAGCCGUGGCGCCCGAGACCCGUGUCUCGCUGGCUUCACAGGUCCUGUACGAGAAGAUUGAUCAAGUCAGGAACUGGGAGCUCCUCGCCGGUUAUCUCCUCUACGAUCAUACGACGAGUACGAAAUCGAGAUCCGCGUCCAAGCGCAAAACGAACGAAGCGGCGCUGAAGAGCGCGGUGGCCCCAGACUCCAGGGAAGAGUCCGUCUUGCUCGAGGUUCUCGCAUCCGCCGUCAAGCUGAGCCUGGCUUCUUCAGAGGCCGACAGGGGCAAGAGAAAACAGCGGCCCGAUGCUGGCGAUGGAGGUGAUGAUUCGGCAGUCCACCUCGCCGGCAUCAUUCCUCGCCUCUUGAGCAAGUACGGGGCUGAAGCCAGCACGGCAGUUAUCGUAUUACGGCUGGAGCACUCCCUGCCUCUCGACGUUUUCCAGCAACUCCGGCAAGACUCCACGACAUACGGCCGCCUACUGGACGAGAUAUGCGCUCAGUUCAACCGGCAUGUCGAUCGAGGCGUGCUCGCGGAAGCGGCCACAGCGCUCCUGCAUGCCCGCAAAUACGACGAGCUAGAGGAGAUGACAGAUACCAAGAUCUCAGAACUCUGGGAGACCGUCAUCAACGCCCUCCGCCAUUUCGACAAGACACACGAGCUCAACGACCGCGGCAACAUGGAAGCCGCAGCUAUCGCUCAGCUGGGCAACGUUCUUCUCAAGGCCAGCAAGCUGUCGAGCAUCGCCGACUGCGUCGACCUGCUCGAAGCCGACGGCCAGUCCGAGGACUCCCCGAACCCGGUCAUCGAGCUUCUCAUCCGCACUGUCCACCGCGGCAAGCUCGACCAAGUCGACGAGGCCCUCGACGACCUCGAAGACGAGGCCGUCUCGUACGCGAUCCAGGCCAUCAACUUCUACUUCAUGUGGAAAGUCCGCAGCCUAAUUGCCGCCGUGCAAUCGGCCGCCGACAUCCCCGCGCACACCAUCGAGCGCCUGUCCACCUUCCGCCGGACCUUCACCAACAACCUGAUCUGGACGCUCUCGUCGCGCGGCACCAACGACGAGCUCCGCCUCUUCGCCACAGGCGCCCUCUGUGACUUGCACGUUUUGUUCGCCUCGCUCCGGGAGACCGUCAAACAGUCUCUCUCCUCCUCCCGAUCCCAACCCCAACCCCAACCCCAAUCCCAGUCCCAGCAACCCCCCCCUCACCCGAGGCACGACUACAAGGAGCUGGAGCCCCUCUACGAGCCCAUCCAACCGGGCCUCAUCAACGAGCUCAUCGAAAUCUACAACGCCGCCGAGCGCGCCUACGCACGCAUCACCAAGCGCACCCUCAACGAGCCCGCCCCGGACGAGCGCCGCCGUCACCAGAACCAGAACCAGCAAGACCCGGACCAACCCCCCGUCGACGACGACGACGACGAGGAGGAGGACGAAGAGGCCGUGGGCGAGGACGAGGACGACGAGGACGAGGAGGAGGCGGCCGCCGACGCCGCCCUCUCCCCCGCAGAGCGCAAGGGCAAGGAGCUCAAGCUGGAGCGCGCCCUGUGCGAGCUCGCCGGCAAGCUGAUCCUCGCCAUCCUGGCCAAGAUGGUCGACCACCAGGGGCCCCACGCCGGCAAGCUGCGCCGCCGCAUGGUGCGCAACCAGACCAGGCUGGGCGCCAACCUGCGCGAGACCCUCGCCUUCCUGGACGAGGGCAAGCUGCGGGAGCGCGCCGCGGCGGCGGCCGCCGCCGGCGGUGCUAGGAAGAAGAAGACCAAAGCCAAGGCCAAGGCCGAGGCCGCUUCUGCCGGUGCCGGUGCUGCUGCUGCUGCUGGAAAGCCCGGUGCCGGUGCGUCGAGGAAGAAGGCGGCGCGGAGCGAUGAGAUCGUCGUCGCAGGGGACGACGAUUCCCACUUGUCCGAGAUCGAGGAGGCCGAGCCCGAGCCCGAGCCGGAGGAAGGGUCGGCGGAGGAUCUGAGGAGGAGGGAGCUGCUCGACGAUCCUAUCGAGGAGGAUGAGCAGGAACAAGAACAGGACAGGGGCGGCGGCGGCGGCGGCGGUGGUGGUAGUGGUGGUGGUGGCGGGGAUAAGAUGGACGAGGACGAAUCGGUAUUAGGUGAUUAA